CCAUCAAUGUCAUGGUUAACAUAUUAUCUUGGUCUUUUUCCUGGGCUGUUUCUGUUGCAGAGGGAUGGUAGAUCUCAUAUGUUUGGACAAUGCUGUUGAAAGAAACUGCAGUGCAUCUUAUAGAUGGUGAGCAUUGCAGUCACUGUGUAUCAGCAAUGGAGGGAAUGAAUGUUGAACGUACUGGAUGAGGUGCUUUGUCCUGGAUGAUGUUUGAUCUCGUUGAAUUAGAGUUACACCCAUUCAGAUGUGACUUGCAAGGAGUACCAGAACGUGGACAUGAUAAUUAAACUCCAGGACACAGUUAUGCUUAAAUGUGCAUACCCAGAGAUGGGCAAAAUGAUCCAGUUGUCCUGGGAGAAGAAAGAUGGUGAUGCGAAGCACAAAAUUGCUGUAUAUAAUCCCAAACGGGGAGAGAACAUUUUCUUUCCAUACAAUCAGAGUGUUACAUUUCUCUCAUCAUCUAUCAGUGGAGAUAUAAAGUUGAAGGCAACAGCUGCAGAUAAAGGCCUUUAUCAAUGCUCCAUUAAUACUUUUCCUGAAGGGGUGUUGCUGAAACUCAUUGCAGUAAUAGACCCAGCAAAAUUUCCCAGAAGUCGGGCAGCAGACAGCCGUGUGCGAAUUGUGCCAGGGAACGUCAUGACCUUAUCCUUUGGGUAUCUAAAUGUGGACAGCAUUAAACAAUUGACGUGGCAACGGAUGGCUGGAGAAGAAAUAAGUAUCAUAGUUGACAUCACAUCUUCAGAACGAUUUAUUGGCUAUGACUACAAGCGAAGGAUCCAAUAUAUCCAGUCACCUGAUCAAAAUAUCAGCCUGACCAUAGAGAAUGUGACAACAAAUGAUGUGGGAGUGUAUAGCUGCUAUAUUGACACAAAUAAUGGAAACUGGACCAAAACCUUUGAUGUUGAUGUGGAAGGUGAACAGUCAAAUCUCCCACCAACAAGAAAUCAUGCCACACCUAAAGUACUUACUGAAGCACAGAACCACCCAGCCAAAGCAGACAUAAAAAUGUUUCUAAUUUUUGGCGCAAUUGCUUUGGGAAGCCUUGUAUUGGUCAUCAGUGUUGUUAUUAUAAUAUGUGUGUGGAGGAGCAAGAAACGGAAAGCAAGCAACACACAGUUCCAAAAAGGCACCACUGAAAGACAUAACCAAAGAAGAGCCAACCCAAACAGCUAUACAAAUUCUGAUGUCUACGAUCAGCCAAAUUCCAGGGGUAUGGAGUACCAGGAAGAAGCUAUUUAUGCCAAUCUGUAGGAUCUACUACUGAUUAGAUGGCUGUGUAUCCAUCUUCAACUUCACUGGUCGAACGUCAUCACUAUGAACUGAACCCUUGUUUCAGCUUUCACUUUCCUCACAAAUGAGGUGACUGUUGAACUCAUUCCAUCACAUAAUUAAACAGUGAACUUUAUUACAAUUCUUCAACAGGAUAAAGCAAGGAACGAUGUGCUUUCUUCUCUCAAAUUCAAAAAGUGCUCCAUUUGUUUUAUUCUUAAGUUACAAUCAUUUUUAAAACAUUUAACUGGUAAAUGUAAUAAUUUCAAGACAUCAUGUGUAUAUUUAUAAACUUGCCAACUGAGAACUGAUUGGAUAUAUUAGCUUAGCGACAUACAUAAUAGAAAAAAAACUCAGAUUAAGCCAGUCUUACAAUUCUUAAAUAUUUUACAGGUAUAUAAAAACUUGUUUGCAGCCACCGGUUGAAUUUUAUUUUCUUAUUUAAUAUUUCAAUAUUUGAAUUGUCACCAAAUAUAUGAGACCAGAGAAACUAACGGUUGUCAUGUUACCUUAGAACAGAUCAAAUGCCAAAAGAAGGGAUUUUUACUAGAUUGGUGUUAUUACACACCACCAUAUUGUUAACUCUGUUUGAUUGUUGUUUCCUCAAGGAAUAUUUAAUUUGACCUGGUAAUUCAUGUAGGCAAAAUAUACACGGUGGUGUAUUAUUCAACUAUGCUCAUUCUCAAUUGGUCAAUUUUCACAGGCAUCAGAAUCUGUGUGAGAUCAGAUUUUAAAAAUACCUUUCCUUUCUGGUAGCUCUGAGGUACAGUACACAAAUCAGAGCCCUUACCAAGUAGAUACUAGGCAGGAGAGGGAAGCAGGUGGCAAAAAAAAACAGCAGCAAGGUCUUGAGGAAAGUUUUGAAAAAAGGGAGGGAGGUGGGCUAGAUAAAGAUAUCAAAUAAGGAAGAUUCAGGGAAAAGAUCUGAGGCUUCAUGAAGCAAUUGUCCAAGUUGCUAAACUGUUGGAAGGGUAGAAAGUAGGUAGGGGUGGAGGCAAGAGUAAGCUGACGGUAUAUACAACUAGAAACAUUUGGAUUUAAAUCUGAAUGAGAGCCAUACCCAGAAGAAUGUAAAUGUUUAUAGAUAUCAAAAUUGGCUGGCAUCGCUUUGCUGAUACUUAGUUAUGAAUGAUCAAACAGGCAAGUAUCAAGGCAUCUGGAGCAGCAAAAUGAUCCCUUAUUAUGCCUGUGCAAGAUACUUGACUCUUAUGAGGUCUCUGUUUCACAAGCAGGGCCACUUGAGGAAUGUCACAGCUUGUGUGCCCCAACAGGAAGUACUCGAGAAGUAUUUUAGUGAAAGUUAAUUUUCUUUCUCUGUUACAUCAAUGAACUUGCCACGUUGGGGGUAAAAAUUCACAAGGACUGGCAUUUGAAGUCAGGGUUGCCCCAAUAUUGGGAGUUGUUGAAGAAUAUUUCCUGUGCAGGUUAGAUAGAAUUUACAUCACAGAAAAAAGUCAUUUACUCUAACAUGUCCAUGGAGGUAUUUGUCAUUUCCUUAGCCUUCUCCAAUUUUACAGGCUGUGUGCAAGAACAUUAUAUGCCUAUUUAAAACAAAGUAUCAUUAAGAUUUUGUAUUGUAAGGACAGCUGUAAGUAAUUUAAAGAUUACAGAUUUUUCUUUGUCUUUGAUAGUGAUAUUUAAAAUUUACAGCACGUGGGCUAAAUAGACAUUUUAUAGAGCCAGCAGUUGGCUGAAAAUAUCUGUUCUAAUUUCUGGCAGCUUCAUUUAAUUGUAAAUACAGCACAUGUUAACUCAACACCAAUGCAAGUGAAAUUUGAUCAUCAGAGGUUGAUUAUCAAUGAAAUGGAAUAUCUCUUGACAAGCUUUCUCGUUCUUCUUCAGUCAUCAAACAUACUAAUUCAGGAUUGUGAUUAAUCUGACUGUAGGCAUAAUGACUUCCUAGAAACCAUAAUAUACCUAACUCCAACUUGAUUAACAUCCUUAAAUUGGGCAAAACAUCAGGGAGUCUAUAAUAGCAGGCAAAUGGGAAAGUGAUGUUUAGGAAGCCAAUUCUUGUACCUUAUUUUACAAUAAUUGUAAAUUUUGUACAUGCUGGUGAUCUGCUUGUUUUGAUGUACCUCACUUUGUAAAAUAUGACAUCAUACUGUUGUGAAUAAA
Messenger RNA from Hemiscyllium ocellatum (epaulette shark), 3387 nucleotides. RefSeq names its product CD226 molecule (gene cd226). The record is from RefSeq and is a predicted model, not a curated record. The coding region runs from base 277 to 1251 and encodes 324 amino acids. Gene Ontology annotation, biological process: positive regulation of T cell receptor signaling pathway; positive regulation of mast cell activation; positive regulation of Fc receptor mediated stimulatory signaling pathway. The transcript has 8 exons. Lineage: Eukaryota; Metazoa; Chordata; Chondrichthyes; Orectolobiformes; Hemiscylliidae. Gene Ontology annotation, cellular component: external side of plasma membrane.